This is a messenger RNA of Sinocyclocheilus rhinocerous, 1823 nucleotides long. Its product is annotated as putative pre-mRNA-splicing factor ATP-dependent RNA helicase DHX32. Gene Ontology annotation, cellular component: spliceosomal complex; intracellular anatomical structure. Lineage: Eukaryota; Metazoa; Chordata; Actinopteri; Cypriniformes; Cyprinidae. The record is from RefSeq and is a predicted model, not a curated record. The transcript is spliced from 10 exons. Bases 1 to 1809 code for a protein of 602 amino acids. Gene Ontology annotation, molecular function: RNA binding; helicase activity.
AUGUGUUCACGUCUUCAGAUCCCUCAGUGGUGUGCAGAGUUCUGUCUGUCUGCGCAGUACCAGCACGGUGUGGUGGUGUGCAGUCAGAUCCAGAGACGGCAGGCUGUCGAUUUGGCCCUCCGUGUUGCAGACGAGAUGGACGUAAACAUCGGCCACGAGAUUGGAUACAGCAUCCCGUUGGAGACGUGCUGCUCCAACGAUACUAUUCUCAGGUACUGCACUGAUGACGUCCUGCUGCGGGAGAUGAUGUCCGACCCCAUGCUGGAGCAUUAUGGGGUGGUGGUGAUAGACCAGGCCCACGAGAGGACCGUGAGCACAGAUGUUCUGCUGGGUCUGCUGAGAGAGGUGCUUCUCCAGCGGCCCGAGCUCAGGGUGGUGGUGCUGUCCGCCCCGCCUGCUUCUGACACGCUCCUCACGCACUACGGGAACGUCCCACGCCUGCACCUGGACGCCCCGUGCGCCGGGGAAGUGAUCCACAGCAGCAGCAGCAGCGCUGAAAGCUUCUAUUCGGCUCUGAGACUCGCGCUGGAGGUCCAUCGGUCCAGAGAGCCAGGAGACGUAGCUGUGUUUCUAGCUUCAGAGCAGGAGGUGCUCUGUGCCUGUAAUAUUCUCACUAAAGAAGCGUCCAGGAUGAGUGCAUCUCUGGGAGAGCUUAUCGCGGUUCCCCUGUGUCCUGGAUACUCCGGAAUGUGUCCACCAAUCACAGAAAGCCCACAGACGAGUAGGCGGGUCUUCGUUUCCUGUAGCCAAUCAGAGGAUCUGUUCUGGCCGGUGGACACCGUUACUUUUGUCAUCGAUACUGGAGUAGAAAAGAGAUUAGUGUAUAGCCCACGAGUGAGAGCGAGUUCAGAGGUCAUCCGACCCAUCAGUAAAUGUCAAGCAGAAAUCCGUAAACGACUGACCGGAUCAACAGGGAAGUGCUUCUGUUUGUAUCCUGAGGACGUUCAGCUGCCCGCUGAGAUCCCUCCUCGCAUUCUGGAGUCCAACAUCACGUCCACAGCGCUCUAUCUGAAGAGGAUGGAGACGGCCGGGAUCGGACACUGUGACUUCAUCAGCAGACCUGAUCCCGAGGGCCUCAUGCAGGCGUUGGAGGAGCUCGAUUAUCUCGCUGCUUUGGACAACGAUGGAAACCUGUCUGAGAUGGGCAUCAUCAUGUCAGAGCUUCCUCUGGAUCCGCAGAUGGCGAAGGCUCUGUUAGCGUCCUGCGAGUUUGACUGCGCUAGCGAGAUGCUAACCAUCGCUGCAAUGCUAACAGCACCAAGCUGCUUCAUCGAGCCUCCCGUCGGCAUGGCAACAGAAGUCAUGCGCUGUCAUAUGAAGUUCCAGCAUCCCGAGGGCGACCACUUCACUCUCAUCAACAUCUACAACACCUUCAAACGCAGCCAGAAGGAACCAUAUUUCAGUCAGGAGCAGUGCUCUCGUGUCCCUCAGAUCGCCAGAGAUGUGGACGGUUCGGGGAAUUACUUCAUGCUGCUGAACAAACACGUGGCUCAGGUUCACCGUCUGUCGGGUUACGGAGCAAAAGCUCAUAAACUGGGUCUGCCGGAGUGGGUUCUGUUCCACGAGUACAACCUCUCCGACAACAACUGCAUCCGCACCGUCACACAGAUCUCACCGCAGGCGUUUCUUCAAAUGGCACCGCAGUAUUUUUUCUGUAAUCUGCCACCUAGUGAAAGUAAAGAGAUCCUGCAGCACAUUCUGGACAGCGACGGGACGGGGAAUGCAAGAACAAAACCUCAAGCGGCCGCGCCAGAAACAAAGACAGAGACGGCAGAAGCCGAAUCACAUGACCGAUGCGUCAUACAGUGACCUCAUCGAAUCAU